AGAAGAUAAUGUCAUAUGCAUAUAAUUUAUGUCAAGCCACAAACGGAUGGAUUUUAACUAGGUUGGAUGUCAGCAUCGGCUGUCAUGGAUAUUUUUCCCAAAGAACGGAUAACGGAAAACUUACGCUGACAUUUGAAGACAAACCUGUUUUUCGAGUGCAUUAUGAUUAUGACGGAACAGACACGAGUGUUUAUCGGAUAACGUACAACAAAUGGCAUGUUCAAGGGAAAGAUUAUGUUGAUGUAAUGUGCGAAGACAUAAAUCACAUUUUAACAAAUGCUACACUUGCGGAAAAUCUAGAAUUUUCCUUGCUCUAUGUCGACAUUAAUAGUGAUAACGUGAAAGCUGCAGACCGCGUUUACGAGCAGAUCAAAAGUGAAGUACAUUUGAAAUAAAUAAACUGGGUAGGGUGUACGCACGGAAACCAAAAGGGUAGCAUCGGCCGAUAUCAAUAGCCAACACAGUGGCACAGUGAAUGCAAACGAACUCGUGAGACGUCGGCGGCUGAUUUUUGUUUUGAAGUCGCGAUUUUGAAGUCAUCUCAGAAAAUGACCUUUAAGAAAGGCGGGCCUACACUAUUUUGGAUUCCGUGUGUACCCGCUAGGGCUUCCAUGCAAUCGCUAAAACGCCUACCACGUCCGUCGCGCAGAAAUGAGGCGAGAGGCAGGCGUCCGGCCUUGAAACCGCGCCUGUCUUUCAUAGAAACUCUAGCUAGAAAACGCGAAAAUGUCGAAACAAGGUCUUUCUUUUUCUUCAUUUUCUAUCAUUCAAAUCAAAAUUCCACAACAAAGACAUUUAAAGAUCGAUCAUGUUUCCAAGCUCCGUGAUGUCCUACAAUGCUUUGACGCGACUACAUUGACAGAAUUGAAUAUUAAUAUUCACUCAAUUAUACAUAAACCUGAAAUUAUUGAGUUCGGUGAUAUAGUGGAGAUGGAUCAAUGGAGAAAUGCAAAAGAUAUACAUCUGAGAAAUUUCUUUGUUUCCAUUCCGUUUGAACACUUUAGCCAUUGUGAGAGUGCGUACAUAGAAGUUUGGAAAAUAUCAGCUGAUGAUAUACAAAAACUUAUCAAGGUUGACUUCCAUGCCCAAGACUUUAGGAGGAUCAUAGUGAAGUACAAAUCUUUGGAACCCGACGUUACCAAAAAACUAUUGAAAAAGUUAUUUGGUAGGACAUAUCCCAACAGGAAAGUUCUCAAUAACAAACGGGAGCUUCGUCGAUGCACAAUGGGUAAUUGGUUCUACAUUGUUCAUCCAGACUAUUCGUAUUCAGAUCUAAGAAACAGUCGCAAGGAAGCCAUCGCAGCCGGACGUCAACUUUCAAAACUUUCCACAUCACAGGGCUCCACUAAAUGGCUUUAUAAUUCUGUGAUUAUGGGAAACGUUACUCAAUACCUUGAUUACAAACACUUGCAAAUCCUUCGUAAAGUUUCCCGUGCAAUCCGUCAAUGCAUUGAUAUUGUCAAGCCCGAUCCCAAAGUCGUGGCAGUAACCGUUUAUUAUGGGCUCGGAAAAAGAAGUGUUGAAAUAUUCGGCAAGGAUGAUAGCGAAUUAUUAUACGGCUACAGUGGAAGUAAUAAGUCAGACCAAACAAAUAAAUUGGAUAUUGCCAAUUUCUCAAGCGAUAUGUUCCUUAUUUUUAAGAAUCAAAAAACUGCUCUCACUGAGCUUGAACUACAAUAUGAAGAAAAGUUCGAGAUGUGGAGUGGACAACACUCAUAUAUUAAAUGUUUUGAAGAAUUCGUUUUGCCGCUGGAUCGAUUGCUUUCUGUUGAAAAAUUUAAAACGAUGUUAACAAAUGCACAAAUCGUCGGCCAACUGCUCAAAUACUUGGAUCCAGUUUCGCUGAGAAAAAUUGAAUUUGGAUCUAAAUACGUGAACAUGGAAACAUGGAAACCAUGGAAACACAUUAAGCUUGAUAAUACAGUUAAUUUAUGCAAAAUGGAACAUUGGAAAAAUGCAAAGGAAUUGACUAUCCACAAUACAGUCGUGAAAUGUAAUCUUGAAGUCUUGAUUCAUUUUUCAAAAGUUGACAUUAUAUUGGACUCGAUUUUAUUGCAGGAUGUUGUAUACUUGAAAGAUGCGCUUCUCCUAUCUCCAACAUUCCGCCAAUUCAAAGCCCAGUUUGUGAACAGUGAUAUCAAUGAGACCAUAUUUGAUGAUGCCUUUUUUAGAUAUCCGUUUCGCAGAAUUGAGGACCCUUCGUCAGGGCUACCUAAUAUUUGGUUUUUCCCUUACACUGAUGUUGAGGAAGAUCUUCAAAUCAGAUAUUACCAAGAGCGUAAACUAUUUAUGUUCACUCGUAUUAAAAGACAAGCUAGACUUUAGCAGUUUGCAUUGAUAUCAUGAUUUUGAUGUAUAUAAUGAUUUUUAAUAAACUUAUCACUUAUUAGUA
Messenger RNA from Caenorhabditis elegans, 2392 nucleotides. RefSeq names its product DUF38 domain-containing protein (gene F42G2.2). NCBI's taxonomy places the organism in Eukaryota, Metazoa, Nematoda, Chromadorea, Rhabditida, Rhabditidae. The coding region runs from base 931 to 2325 and encodes 464 amino acids. The record is from RefSeq and is marked reviewed. The transcript has 6 exons.